AUGGAUUCGGUACUUGAGACUCAUGCUCUGAGAUUGCCUUCGCUCAUUUUGGGAGGCGCUGGAUUCAGCUAUCAAUUGCAUCCAGAUCCAAAAAGUAUCCCAGUCUCCAAAAUCAUUCGUCGGGCUUUUGAUGCUGGUAUGACGGCCAUAGACACAUCGCCGUACUAUGAGCCAUCCGAGAAACUUCUGGGUUCUGCACUUGCGAGCGUCGACGUAACCAGCAAAUACUCGCGAAGUGACUACAUUCUGAUGACCAAAGUGGGCAGAGUGUCCGCGAAUGAAUUCAACUAUUCACCGGAAUGGAUCCGAGCGUCGGUUUCAAGGUCCCUAGAUCGACUGGGUACAGCAUAUCUAGACGUGGUGUUUUGUCAUGAUGUGGAAUUCGUUUCGCCGGAGGACGCCAUCGAAGCGGUUGGGACUUUGUUUGAAUUAUCCGACCGAGGCAUUAUCAAACAUGUUGGAAUAUCAGGCUACUGCAUCGAUCGUCUCAUUCACGUUGCGAAGGGGGUAUUGGAAAAAUACCAACGACCUUUAGACAUCGUGCAGAAUUGGAGCCAGUUGAAUCUUCUAAAUAGCCGUUUGGAAAAAUACGGCAUUCCGGAGCUACGCAAGGCCGGUGUGUCCGUUAUUUGCAGUUCUAGUCCUCUAGCCUCGGGGCUCUUGCGGUCCGGCAAUGUGCCUUGUGGAAAGCUGGGCGACUGGCAUCCGGCGCCUGAUGGUCUGCGCAAGGCCGUGCGACAAGUUUCGACCUGGGUGGAGGCCCAAGGAUCAACACUAGCAGCUCUGGCGCUGCGGUUUUCCUUGAGCAAGGCAGCGCGAGCAUCUCAAGACGGAAUCUCUGUUCACACCAUCAUCGGAAUAUGUUCUAUUCGUGAUGUUGAAGAGAACUUGCUAGUGAUAGAGGGCAUGAUGCAACCGAGCGACAUAAAGCAUCACUCGAUUGCUGGUGUGCUGGACGCAGACUCUUUCAGUCGUGAGAGAGAAAAUGUCGAUCUUGAACUCUACCAAAAGAUUCAAGAGACUUUAGGAGAGUGGGCAGAGUAUGAUUUUCAAACAGGAAAGAGAGUAUCGCGCAUCUAG
Molecule: messenger RNA, 1080 nt
Organism: Penicillium antarcticum
Lineage: Eukaryota; Fungi; Ascomycota; Eurotiomycetes; Eurotiales; Aspergillaceae
Product: Aldo/keto reductase
Exons: 1
Coding region: 1-1080 (359 amino acids)
Biological process (GO): dehydro-D-arabinono-1,4-lactone biosynthetic process
Cellular component (GO): cytosol
Molecular function (GO): D-arabinose 1-dehydrogenase [NAD(P)+] activity
Source: RefSeq, a predicted model, not a curated record